GAUUUGGAGUCCAGAUUCCAGAGUUUGGCCUUGAAGGCAUAUUAGCGAGUACUGCGCCACAAUUUACACAAUUUCCGGCAGGAGAAUUUCCAGCAGGAGAAUUUUCGGCAGGAGAAUUUCUAGCAGGAAAAGCUUCAAUAGAAAGAUUAUUUCCAACAAAAGAAGAAUUCGUGUUAUAUUCCGAUCUGCUGGAUUGA
Messenger RNA from Racocetra fulgida, 197 nucleotides. Lineage: Eukaryota; Fungi; Glomeromycota; Glomeromycetes; Diversisporales; Gigasporaceae. The record is from the annotation of a GenBank genome assembly.